CAGAGCAGCGCACAGAAACACCGUUUACCUUCCCGCCGGAGCGGUACCUAUUUAUCUACUUGCACUUUGACGUGCUUUCGAACUGCUAGGUUGGCAGGAGCAGGGACUGUACAACGGGAGCUCACCCCAUCGCAGGGAUUCGAACCGCUGACCUUCUGAUCGGCAAGUCCUAGGCUCUGUGGUUUAACCCACAGCGCCACCCGCAUCCUCGUACGCUCAUAGUGAUCUUUUAAUAACUAGUAACAAUGUGAAAGAUCCAUGCUGCUCAUUGUCCAUAAGACUGAGCCUUGUGUUUGGUAACUUUGAUCUUCUUCUUUCUAAGGUGCUGGUACAACACAAUGAAGAAGAAUCACACACAAGUGACAGAAUUUAUCCUGCUUGGGUUCUCUGUGCCUCCAGAGCUACAGAUUGCAUUUUUCAUCCUGUUCCUGCUCCUGUACAUCCUAACCCUGAUAGGAAAUCUGCUGAUAAUGUCCGUUGUUUAUUCUGAUCGGAGCCUCCAUGUUCCCAUGUACAUCUUCCUCUUUGCUUUGUCUUGCUCUGAAACCUGUUACAGUUUAGUCAUUAUCCCCAAAAUGCUGGUUGAUUUGCUAGCAAAAGUCAGAACAAUCUCUUUUGCAGGGUGUGGUGCACAAAUGUUUCUUUUCCUUGGACUGGGUGCAACAAACUGUCUCAUUCUUACAUGUAUGGGCUAUGAUCGGUACCUAGCAAUAUGCCACCCCUUGCGCUAUCCUGUCCUUAUGAAUAUGCGGGUAAUUCUUUGGUUCAUAGUCAUUUCCUGGAUUGCGGGAUUCCUCAUAUCUCUAAGUGAGGCUGCUCAGAUCCUUAGGUUGCCCUUUUGUGGCCCCAAUGCCAUCCGGCACUUCUUUUGUCACAUGAGGGCAGUGGUUAGGUUAGCCUGCACUGCCGACAAUACAACUGAAGUGUCUAUCUCUACUAUUGGCAUGCUGGGUUUGGCUGGCAGCCUUCUGUUCAUCAUGUUGACCUACAUCUUAAUUCUCUCCACCAUCCUGCGCAUCCCCUCCACGGAGGGCCGCCAGAAAGCUUUCUCCACCUGUGCCGCCCACCUCAUUGUGGUAAGUGUGCACUAUACAUUUGCCUCCAUCAUUUAUUUCAAAUCGAGCUCAGCUGACACAUUAGAGGAUGACACGCUGAUUUCCAUACCCUACACCAUAAUUACUCCAUUUCUCAGUCCCAUUAUCUUUACUUUGAGAAACAAAGAGAUCAAGGUUGCGGUAAGGAAGGUAAUCACUAAAAAGGUACUUUCCCAAAAGAUAUGAAUACAAUAAAUGCAAACAAAUUCCAUUUAAACCAAAUUGCAUUUGUGGUUGUUUCAGUGUAUCGCUAGGUUGUGUAGCAAAUGUCUUCAUGUUAGAGGAUAGCCC
This is a messenger RNA of Podarcis raffonei (Aeolian wall lizard), 1385 nucleotides long. RefSeq names its product olfactory receptor 10X1-like. The coding region runs from base 339 to 1280 and encodes 313 amino acids. Gene Ontology annotation, cellular component: membrane. The record is from RefSeq and is a predicted model, not a curated record. The transcript has a single exon. Gene Ontology annotation, molecular function: olfactory receptor activity; G protein-coupled receptor activity. Gene Ontology annotation, biological process: G protein-coupled receptor signaling pathway. NCBI's taxonomy places the organism in Eukaryota, Metazoa, Chordata, Lepidosauria, Squamata, Lacertidae.